CAAAGUGGGUGUUUUAGUAUCGAAAGGUUUCUGCCAUGAGACUGUUGCUUCUCUGUGUACUCGUCUGUUGGCUCUUUUCCCACACCGAGAACAGAAGGAAUUAUGGUCGGAAUCUGGCCUGCUUGACACACAACUUGUACAAGCACGAGAGUUCCUGUCCCGGGCCGCGGCGCAUCUUCUAUGCCUUCCAUCGCAUCAUCUUCAAUUGCACGAAGGUGUUCACCAAAUGCCCCAAGAUCCACAGGCACAACGAGUACACCACCCUGAAGCGCUGUCAGGAUGACUGCUACUUUCAUAUGAUAAUCCCGACCACACCGAAGCCAGCCAAUAGCUCGGGCAAUGGCACCACUAAUGGCACCACCGAUGGCGCCGCUGGAGGGGGCGCAAACGCAGGAACUGCCACUGAGGAUGGGAAGAAGGAUGAGAAGAAGGAUGAGAAGAAGGAUGAGAAAAAGUCCGACUUUGAUGCAGAAUCCCUUAUGCGUGCGAAUCCCUACAAAUUUGUGGGUCGCAAGGGUGAUGGCAAAACUCAAAUGAAAACCCAGUCACGUGUCCAAAGUAACAUAGCUGAAAGGCGUAGAAGAAGGUCUCGACGAUAUCAUUAGAUUUCCACAUUAAAUGGAAUUAGAGACAGUUCAGUCAUCACUAAUCGAAAUAGAAACGCCUAUUUACACCACUCCCAGUCCUCUACAGUAGUUCAAUCGAGUAUCUUCAGCGAUGUGGUGCCCUCAGACUGUCGCGUUUCUACUCCUUUUGUGGGGUCACUCGGCCCCUGUUCUCUCCGAUCGCUGCCUGGAAGCGAACCAGGGAAAGUCACUGGACUGUACAGGGCUACCGAAGCUCACCUACUACUACGAUGCGGUGGGAAAGCAGUGCGUUUCGAAGAGAUCCAAGUGCCUUUCUAGCCCCGUGGCCAAUAUGUUCGACACCAGACAGCUGUGCCUGGCCGAGUGCCAGCAUCACAUGCUCCGGGACUGAGACGCCUUCGCUUCCCCAGAGACACACACAUUCUCUCCACCAGAGACAAACACUCUCUCUUCACUAGGAUUAAAGCAAUGUUUUUAUGGCUUUUAGUGCA
This is a messenger RNA of Drosophila pseudoobscura, 1078 nucleotides long. RefSeq lists its product as uncharacterized. Lineage: Eukaryota; Metazoa; Arthropoda; Insecta; Diptera; Drosophilidae. Bases 36 to 605 code for a protein of 189 amino acids. The record is from RefSeq and is a predicted model, not a curated record. The transcript has 2 exons.